AUGUCGGCAGAAAAGAGCAACACCGCGACUCAUCUAGAGGAGCAACAGCUCCCCAAAGCCUACAAGAUGACCACCGGACGCGAUGCCGCGGCCGACGAGGCUCAACGAGUUGACACGACCCUGACAGCGCGAGACGCUUUCUUCUAUUACUGGAAAGCCGUGGGCUGGAGCGUCGCAAUCUCAAUGUCAACCAUCAUGGAAUCCUACGGCAUGCUGCUGAUGAACUCAUUCUUCGCGUUUCCCCAGUUUCAGCAGAAGUACGGUGUUGAACUGCCUAAUGGCAAAUACUCAAUCCCUGCGAAAUGGCAGUUGGCACUUACUAUUACUCUCAAUGUCGGGUUAAUCAUUGGCGUGUUUGCUAAUGGAUACUGCGCUGAUCGGUGGGGUUUGAGGAAAGUUAUGCUUAUUUCACAUGUGUUCUAUGCUGGAUGUGUGUUUAUUCUCUUCUUUGCCCCUAGUGUUGAACUACUUGUCGUCGGAACUCUUUUGAUUUCUAUUCCAUGCGGCUUUUUUGCUGCGGCGACUCCUUCGUAUGCGGCCGAAGUAGCACCUCUACAACUCAACGGCUACCUAACAGUCUACGUCAACCUCUGCUGGGUUAUGGGCAAGAUGAUAUCCUUUGGCGUCCUCACUUCGAUGCUUAAAUAUCCUACCGAGUGGUCGUACCGUAUCCCCUUCGCCAUCCAGUGGGGCUGGCCACCAUUCAUGAUUGUCGCUAUAUAUCUCGCCCCUGAAUCGCCUUGGUGGUUGGUCAGGAAGGGUCGCAUUGAACAAGCUGAGAAGAGCCUUCGACGUCUGUGUUGUGCACCUGACAGUGUUAUUGAUCCCAAUAAUACCAUUGCCAUGAUGAGCCGCACGAUUGAGACAGAGCACGACAUGAACAUCCAAGGGUCUUAUCUUGACUGUUUUAGAGGAGAGAAUCGACGCCGAACUGAGAUUGCGAUGGUCAGCUGGGGUUGCCAGAUCCUUCCGGGCUUUGCGAUUCAGAACUACAUCACGUACUUCUUCACACUUGCAGGUCUGUCCUCUGGCGACGCGUUCAAGUUAUCUCUGGGCAACGCCGGUCUUGCUUUCGUCGGUACAGUGUCUUCGUGGUUCAUGAUGACCCGAUUCGGCUGGAGGAGACUCUAUCUAGGCGGGCUCUGUGCUAUGCUGCCACUUAUGAGCUUGGUGGGCUUCCUUGAUCUUGCAACUGCCGACAAGAGCAAUAUCCGCUGGGCCCAAUCAGCUCUUUUGCUUGUGUGGUUCUUCUGUUACGGCAUCUCAAUUGGCCCCAUUCCCUAUGGUAUCGCAGCUAAUGUCGGGGCCUCUAACCUCCGAGUUAAGACAAUCUCACUAGGUAGAAACACCUACUACUUUCUGUCCAUCAUCAAUGUCAUUGUCGCGCCCUACUUGCUCAAUCCACAGGAGGCGAAUCUUCAAGGAAAGGCUGCUUUUCCUGCGGCAGGACUCACUAUUCUGCUCCUUGUUUGGACUUACUUUAGGUUACCUGAGGUAAAGGGGAUGACGACUGAAACUCUCAAUCAUCUGUUCUAUAACAAGGUUUCAGCUAGAAAGUUUCUGGAGGCUUCAAAGCAGUACCAGUAA
Fusarium musae is the source of this 1587-nucleotide messenger RNA. RefSeq lists its product as uncharacterized. Gene Ontology annotation, biological process: transmembrane transport; carbohydrate transport. NCBI's taxonomy places the organism in Eukaryota, Fungi, Ascomycota, Sordariomycetes, Hypocreales, Nectriaceae. The record is from RefSeq and is a predicted model, not a curated record. Gene Ontology annotation, molecular function: carbohydrate:proton symporter activity. The transcript has 4 exons. The coding region runs from base 1 to 1587 and encodes 528 amino acids. Gene Ontology annotation, cellular component: membrane.